Aspergillus welwitschiae is the source of this 309-nucleotide messenger RNA. RefSeq lists its product as uncharacterized. NCBI's taxonomy places the organism in Eukaryota, Fungi, Ascomycota, Eurotiomycetes, Eurotiales, Aspergillaceae. The coding region runs from base 79 to 234 and encodes 51 amino acids. The record is from RefSeq and is a predicted model, not a curated record. The transcript has 2 exons.
GUCUCGCAUCCCUUUGUGUUUGGCAAUAAUAAGGCCUCCGUGACUCUCUGGGGAGCAAUCUCCGGGCGCAAAAGUAUAAUGCUCCCUUCCCUGACAACAUGGUUAUGCUUCGGGCAGGAUUUCCCCAGGUCUGCCUGCAUCUUACCGUUGUCCAUCCCAAGUCUGGGGAAAAUAUUGUCAGGCUUGCUUCGCUUAUGGCGGAGUAAACAUCUUCACAUGUGGAUGCCAGCGUAGCAAUGCUUGAGCCAGUCUAGGCUGACGGGCGAAAACGGAGAACGAUCUGGCUCUGGGCCAUGGCUCUUGGUAACU